Molecule: messenger RNA, 351 nt
Organism: Lactuca virosa
Lineage: Eukaryota; Viridiplantae; Streptophyta; Magnoliopsida; Asterales; Asteraceae
Source: the annotation of a GenBank genome assembly
AUGCGACAUCUCUUUGUCACAAUCCUCAUCUUCUUCCUUCCUUUCCUUUAUAAUUUCUCCUUCGUGCUCGGCGCACGGACUCUCGCCGGCGGUUGGACGCCAAUCAAUGCAAGUGACCCCAUGGUCAUUGAGAUCGGGAAGUUUGCGGUGGAUGAGCACGACAAGGAUGACCAUAUGUCGCUGCAGUUUGAAAAAGUGGUGGGCGGAGAGAGCCAAGUGGUGGCUGGAACGCAAUACAACAUAACGAUUACGGCGGUAGAAGGCGGUGUUGAGAAUAAUUAUGUGGCACUCGUUUGGGAUAAGCCAUGGCAGAAAUUUAGACAGCUUAUGUCCUUUGUUGGACCUGUUUGA